This is a messenger RNA of Poeciliopsis prolifica (blackstripe livebearer), 1599 nucleotides long. It is a transcript of the gene sem1, whose product is annotated as SEM1 26S proteasome subunit. The transcript is spliced from 3 exons. The coding region runs from base 63 to 275 and encodes 70 amino acids. Gene Ontology annotation, biological process: mRNA export from nucleus; proteasome assembly; double-strand break repair via homologous recombination. The record is from RefSeq and is a predicted model, not a curated record. Gene Ontology annotation, cellular component: proteasome complex; proteasome regulatory particle, lid subcomplex. NCBI's taxonomy places the organism in Eukaryota, Metazoa, Chordata, Actinopteri, Cyprinodontiformes, Poeciliidae.
CCAUAAUUCCCCGGUGUGAGAGAACCGUUCAUCACGGAACAGCACACAGCAACAGAGCUAACAUGUCAGACAAGAAGCAGACCGUAGACUUGGGCUUGUUGGAGGAGGACGACGAGUUUGAAGAGUUCCCAGCUGAGGAUUGGACGGGGCUGGACGAGGAUGAAGAUGCUCAUGUUUGGGAAGACAACUGGGACGACGACAACGUAGAAGACGAUUUCUCAAAUCAGCUGAGAGCGGAGCUGGAAAAACAUGGUUACAAGAUGGAGACGUCAUAGUGGCUCGCACUAAUUCACUGUUCAGUGACGUUGGACAUGGACAUUUAUGUUUGAUCAUCUCUGGAUGGCCGCUCGUCACAAGAAGACUUUCAAGGAUCAUAAUUUGUUUCAUUCUAUUUGUAAUAAAAAAUGAUGUUUAGGAGGAAAAAUGCUUGAGUUUAAUUUUUUUCUGCUAACAAGUUUUACUUCCUUUAGUGCCUGGUUUAAUUUUAAUCCUAAAUUAUUUUAACGUAUCUUUAAGUGAUGGUAAUUUUUUAAAAUUGGGAAUCUUUAAGCAAUACAAACUAUCAAGUAUUUUUCAUACCAAAUAAUCAAUAGGACUGUUAAACUACUCUUUAUUUUUCCUCUGAAAUUGUUCUUUAACUUUGGGUUACAUAUAUUUCUGAAUUCCACUCAGACUGCUGAACUGAAAUGUAUUAUUUGGCUUCAGUGUUUUUACUGAUAGCUGUCAGGAGAUGACAGUGUGACAAAGGAGUGAACAAAAAGUGUGAGACAAGAGAAAAUUGAGACGUACAUAAACUGCACACAAUCCAAGCUAGCGUGUGGAUGUGUGCUUUCGGUGGAUGGCACACAUCCAGAGUCGGUUCCUUAGAGCCAAGCCGCACAGCGUCCCCCCCACCCCUUUCCUCCUCUCCUCCUUUCUCAGCCCCACAGCGCUGAGCCGAGUCCCUGAAGGAGAGAUUAUCCACUGCGGUGUUUGUCAGAGGUGGGGAGGGGGUCUCAGCAUGGGGCCUGCCAUGCCUGGGCCUGCCCCUCACUGCCAUCCAGGCCCUUCUCUUCCGCUCAACACAGCAGGGACUCUCGUACUGAACCAGAGGCCAAUUUAAUCCCGCCACACUCCUCCAGUGAAAUGAUUUCUCUGUGUUUUCAACACUUUUGGUCCAAAAGUCCCAAUGAGGUGAAAUGGAUGCCAGUGGGACCAAGGGGUCCAAUGGUCGCUUCCUCUUGAAAACAAUACACAGCCACGGUUUUUACAGCAAUUUUUUGUUCUGCAGUAAUCUCUGUACAACUCUUGGUUUUUUUUCAAAGACUUGUUUUACAUGGUAAACAUGCAAAAUAAAAAUGUUAAGCAUAAAUAUAUUGUAAAACAUUUUAUCAAUUUAUGUAAGGUAGUCAAGACCAUAGAAAAAAAAUUAAUAAUUCUGUAGAAAUAAAUCAGUAGCAAAUUCUGUAUGAAGGUUGUAUUAAAUAAGAAAAAUUUUGUAAUUUAUUCAUAUCAAUUUAUUCAGAUGAUGAUGUUAAUAUUUCUUUUACCUAGAGCUUUGGUAAUACACUGUGUUCCAAAUUAUUGAGCAAAUUGGAUUAAAGUGUCAUAAAGAUUUUA